Molecule: messenger RNA, 1156 nt
Organism: Zingiber officinale
Lineage: Eukaryota; Viridiplantae; Streptophyta; Magnoliopsida; Zingiberales; Zingiberaceae
Product: persulfide dioxygenase ETHE1 homolog, mitochondrial-like
Exons: 9
Coding region: 36-965 (309 amino acids)
Biological process (GO): hydrogen sulfide metabolic process; glutathione metabolic process
Molecular function (GO): sulfur dioxygenase activity
Source: RefSeq, a predicted model, not a curated record
AAGUUCAUCCAUUCCAUCACUAUUCCCGUUUGUUUAUGUUCCUUAUUCGUCCAUCAACGUCAUCGCCACUGAACUCCUCCGCCCAUUUUGUUCCUCGUCGUCCUCUUCCUCGUCCCGUUCGUGGUAAAAUGCUCCUGCUUCGAUCUCAUCGCCUCCUCUCCUCCACCUCCGCCUUCCUCUCCUCUUAUAAGGCUGCCAUCAAGACCUCUCGCCUCGCUCCCCUCGGCCUCCGCGCUAUGGCUGCCUACAGCGCCGCCGCCGCCGCCGCGUCGCCGUCCAGGCUUCUUCUCCGGCAACUAUUCGAGAAGGAGUCGUCCACAUAUACUUACCUCCUCGCCGAUCUCGCACACCCGGACAAGCCUGCUGUGCUGGUUGAUCCGGUAGACAAAACAGUGGAUAGAGAUACAAAUCUUGUUAAAGAACUGGGUUUGAAACUUAUCUAUGCUAUGAAUACUCAUGUGCAUGCUGAUCAUGUGACAGGUACAGGUUUGAUAAAGAAAAAGAUGCCUGGAGUAAAGUCUGUGAUAUCUAAAGCAAGCACUGCACAAGCAGAUCAUUUAGUUGAUCAUGCUGAUAAAAUAUAUUUUGGUGACCUUUUUCUGGAGGUGCGUGCAACUCCUGGUCAUACGGUGGGUUGUGUUACAUAUGUAACAGGAGAUGGACCUGAUCAACCUCAUCCAAGGAUAGCUUUCACUGGUGACACGCUGUUGAUUCAUGGAUGUGGAAGGACAGAUUUUCAGGGUGGAAGUUCUCACCAGCUCUACCAAUCAGUGCAUUCACAGAUAUUCACAUUGCCAAAGGACACCCUCAUCUAUCCUGCUCACGACUACAAAGGCUUCACCGUUAGUACAGUUGGGGAGGAGCUGCUCUACAACCCUCGACUAACAAAGGAUGAGGAAACCUUCAAAAGCAUCAUGGAAGGUGAGGGGUUUAUGAUCUACUUGUGGAGUUAUAACAAAGGAUGAGCUAACAUGGCUUGUGGACUUCAGGAUGCAACUACGAAAUCCUAGACAUCAUCUAAAAACCUGAUGAGAUUCAAAGAGAGAUGGAGAAUGCAAACAUGUGAUGUCUCUUUGCAUAAUUAUUCUCAAUAAAACUUUGUAGAUUACUAUGAAUAAAUGCAAUGCAUAAAUUGAAUCGGUUUAGUUUUGUUCUA